Molecule: messenger RNA, 1170 nt
Organism: Zophobas morio
Lineage: Eukaryota; Metazoa; Arthropoda; Insecta; Coleoptera; Tenebrionidae
Gene: tilB
Product: touch insensitive larva B
Exons: 4
Coding region: 10-1167 (385 amino acids)
Biological process (GO): outer dynein arm assembly
Cellular component (GO): cytoplasm
Molecular function (GO): protein binding
Source: RefSeq, a predicted model, not a curated record
UCUGGCAGGAUGGUCAGAAUUACAGAAGACUUAAUCAGAAAAAAAGCGGAACAUAACGAGGGUCUCAUCGGGACUUUGGAAGAACUGUCUCUUCACCAAGAAGACGUCGAAAAAAUCGAACACAUAAAUAACUGGUGCAAAGACAUACAAAUCCUCUACCUGCAAGCUAAUUUAAUCCCCACAAUAGAAAACCUAAACAAGUUAAAAAAGUUGGAAUAUCUGAAUCUAGCCGUAAACAAUAUCGAAAAAAUUGAAAAUUUGCAACGUUGCGAGUCUUUAGAAAAACUAGACCUCACUUUAAACUUUAUCGGCGAUUUGGAAAGUGUUUGUUCGUUACAGAACAAUCUUAAUUUAAAACAUCUGUACUUGACUGGAAAUCCCUGUUGCGAUUUCGACGCUUAUCGCCAGUAUGUCGUUGCCAAACUUCCUCAAUUGCUCGCUUUGGAUGGAACGGAGAUUACAAAAAGUGAGCGAAUAAAAGCAAAACAAAAUAUAUCUUCAGCUGAAAUAAAAGUUAAAGAAGCGCAGCAAGAAUAUGCGCGUUUUAGAACGGAACAAAAAACACGAGUUGGGCAUAAUCAUGAUCCGACAAUCAGUGACGAAGAUUUCUGGAGAAGCACGAGUGAACACUGUCCAGAAACUAGGGUCGAAAUAUCGCGAAGAUCCAGAAAAUCGAAAGAACUUGAAGAGGAAAAACCGCAAAAGAAGUUGGUUUCAUUGUUUUCUAAAAGCGGUAGACCUUUAAAUGUCAAUCAGGCGAAAUUAAAUUUUAAAUUCCUGGAUGAUGAUCCAGAGAAGUUUGUUCUCGAUUUAGCGGUCUAUAAGCACUUGGACACGAAUUUAAUUGAAGUUGAUUUGCAACCGAUUUAUGUAAGAAUAACCGUUAAAGGAAAGGUCUUUCAGAUAGUUUUUUCGGAAGAAAUUUUGGUUGAUAAAAGUACAGCUAGAAGGUCUCAAACCACCGGACAUUUAGUUCUUGAUAUGCCUCGGGCUAACUGCAAGCCACUAAAACGUAAAGAGAAUACUAUGUUAUUAAAAACAAACGAUAAGAAGAAUUUUUUAGAUGUUCAACAAAACGACGAAAUGGACUUCAGUAAAAUCGUGGAAAAGAGUGAUAAACCGUCAUUUGAGGAUAACACGGAAGUACCUCCAUUAGAAUAUGGAUAAAAA